Drosophila sulfurigaster albostrigata is the source of this 3384-nucleotide messenger RNA. It is a transcript of the gene klu, whose product is annotated as zinc finger protein 697. The transcript is spliced from 2 exons. Gene Ontology annotation, molecular function: DNA-binding transcription factor activity; RNA polymerase II cis-regulatory region sequence-specific DNA binding. Lineage: Eukaryota; Metazoa; Arthropoda; Insecta; Diptera; Drosophilidae. The record is from RefSeq and is a predicted model, not a curated record. The coding region runs from base 282 to 2795 and encodes 837 amino acids. Gene Ontology annotation, biological process: regulation of transcription by RNA polymerase II.
CAUUGCGUCAAACAAAAGUCAAGUUUCGCCACGCUUCGUAGUUGGCAACGCGUCAAAAUGUGUGUUGGCAACGCUGCGCGGUUAACUUUGAAAUUGAACAUAAGGCGUAGGUGGUGUGCGUUAGAGCGGGACGACACGAGUAACAUAAUAAGCUGUCGGCGCAAAUUGGGAUUUCAAUGCGUGAAAUUGCGAGCAAUUAAAUCGGGUUGCAUGACCAAAAGGAAUUAAUUAGAAUUAAAGUUACUAAACGCUAGCAAAGCAACAAAGAAUUCAGACAGUUAAUGAAAAUGCCGGUAGUCGAACCAUUUCGGUCGCGUCAGGUCGCCCGCAAGAAUCCACGGCCGUGCAAGCUGAAGUCGACGGACUGCAAGGAGAACCACGUUGCACGUUGCACGCAGCACACGCAGUCACAAAAAGUUGACCUCAUGACGAUGGCAGAAGGCACCGACCCCAUGGGGCAUCAUCAUCACGCCGCCGGCUCGCACAAUCCCCACCAUCACUACCACCACCACCACCAUCCCCACUCCCACUCCCAUCCCCACUCGCAGUAUCACCACCAACACUAUGCGCCCGCCCAGCAGCCUCCACUGUCAGGUGCAGCUGCGGCUGCCUCCCACUAUGCGCCCUACGCCCAGCUACAGUAUCCGCAUCCGCAUGCCUUGCCGCCCCACCAUCAGCACUUGCCCUUGGCCCUGAGUCUGCAUCAGCAGGCUGCCGCAGCGGCGGCGUCCGCAGCGGUUGCUGCUGCAGUUGCCAGCGUUGAGCAACACAACAACAACAAUAACAAUAGCAGCAACAACAACAACAAUCAACCGCUGAUGGCGAACAACAACAAUAACAACAACAUAAUGCCAUGGAAGCAACGCAAGCGCAAGCGACUUUCGGCUGUGCUCGACAAGCUGCACAACAACAACAAUAAUAACAACAACAACAGCAGCAACAACAACAAUAACAACAACAGUAGUAACAACAACAACAACAAUAAUGGCGUCACCUGCAAGACAGAACCCAUGGACAUGGAUGAGCGGGAGCUGGACGACAUGGAGGAAGAGGAGCCGGAGGAAGACGAUGAGGAUGCGGCACGUGAAGCCAAGCGUCACCAGGAGGCUAACUACAUUAAGAGCGAGCAGCGAGAGGCAUCCUUGACAGCAGCCAGCGACGAUGAGCAACUCGAGGCAGAUGCCGAGGCAGAGCUCUCCACGGAGGAAUUAUCCCACUCGGAUCAGGAACCCGAACAGGAGCACGAUAAUCUGCGCAUUAGCAUGAGUCCGCUGCAGGUGGCAGCGACGCCAGCAUCGAAGCCAGAGAACGCCGCGGUGGCCAAGGAGAAUCCACUGCACGUGGACAUCAAGACUGAGCACAUGCCAAGCCCGUAUGAUCGCUACUUUCCCAUUCCCUCACCCCUGUUCGGCUACUAUCUGCACACCAAGUACUUGAACGAAGUGUUCCGACGUCGCCAUGAUCUCUACCCCUCGCCGCUGCAGCACACGCCCUCGUCGAUUGCCUCCGAGACGGAGACAUCGCCUCUCAGCCAGAGCAAGACAUCCUGCAACACAUCGAAUGGCAGCCAGAGCAAUGGCCAACAGCUGCUCCCUGCCGUGAUGAUCAAUGCAUCGCCUCCACCCUCGUUGCCAUCGCCGCCUCGCAGCGACUCCUCGCAAACUACAGCGCAACCAACGCGUGUUAGUCCGAAAUUGGGGGGAAAGAAGAAGGCAGCAGCCUCAUCAGGGGCUGGCGAGAAGCCCAUGCCACCGCCCCAGGAGCGUCCGCUGGAUCUGUGCAUGCGCAGCGACGGUCUCGGUGAGCCCAAGAAGUACAAAUCCUGCUCGCCACCGGCGGGUGCCAUGAUGCCACCGCCACAGACAUCGAUGAGUGCCGCGAGUAGUUUGGAGAGCAUGAACGCGCUUUCGCCCGCAUCCAGCACACACUCGAACACCUCGCUCACCAGCAGCACGCCCACAUCCACGCUAGCACCGCCCUCAGCGAUGUCGCCGUAUGCCAUGACCGCUGCAGCGGCUCACGCAGCAGCCGCGGCAGCUGCCGCCGCAGCCAUGAUCAAGAUGGAGAUGCCCAUGCAUCCGUUGCACUCGCAUGUGCCGACCACAACGGUGGGAGUGCCGGUGAUCAAGGGGGACGUCGCCUCGCCCACCACCAAGGAGACGGUGGCCUGGCGCUACAAUCUCGAUGUGUCGCCGGUGGUCGAGGAGAUGCCGCCCGGCUCGGAUGUGGCGUAUGUGUGCCCGACCUGCGGCCAGAUGUUCUCGCUGCACGAUCGGCUGGCCAAGCACAUGGCGUCGCGUCACAAGUCGCGCAAUCCCGCCAACGACAUUACCAAAGCCUACUCCUGCGAUGUCUGCCAUCGUUCGUUCGCCCGCUCCGACAUGCUCACCCGCCACAUGCGUCUCCACACGGGCGUCAAGCCCUACACCUGCAAGGUGUGCGGUCAGGUCUUCUCCCGCUCCGAUCAUCUCUCCACCCAUCAGCGCACCCACACCGGCGAGAAGCCCUACAAGUGUCCGCAGUGUCCCUAUGCCGCCUGCCGACGCGACAUGAUCACUCGCCACAUGCGCACUCACACUCGCUACGAGUCACGUGGUGGGGGAGGUGGCGGAGGAGGCGGCGGCGGACGAGGUGGCGAGGGACGUGGCGAGGAGCCAAAGUCACCGCUGCCGCUGCUCGACAUGAAGAUGAACAUGAAUCUGCCGCUGUUGCUGCAGCAGGAGGAGCUGCUGCAAAAGUCGCCUCUGGGUCUGGGCGGACCCAUGCCCAUUGUGGUGAAGACGGAGAGCGCCUAACGGUAUCUCUAUGCGGCCGCCGCCAGGCAGUUUAUGACCUUCUAGGCGCCCAGUCCUUGCCCCUUGCCACCCCUUGAUCCCUUGCCCUGAACAGCCCCCAUAGAUCAGCUGUAGUCGUCUAGCUACGCGCAACACUGGAAAUCUCUCUGCCAAGACUGAGAACCUAAUUACUACCUACAGUUAGAAGGCCUAGGUUUAUGCAUAGACAUACUAAAUAUAUAGAUAUAUAUAGUAUAUACCAUUUAAAGCAAUUAAAUACUAUUUUUUCAUACCAUAAUUUGUACUCAUCAACACACAACAGACAGACAGAGACAGCGAUAACUCAGACCACCAGCCAACGUAUUAGCGUUUAAAAAAAAUCUAUACAUAUAGUUUUAGGGUAUUCGAGACAGUCGGCUUUAGUUCGUAUUUGUAUUCGUAUUCGUAGUAUUUUAGUAUUUUUUGCAUAGAUUUGUUGUAGACAACGUUCAGAUACAGCUAGCAAUUCCAUGUUCCACAAUUUAGUUGCGUUUAUGUGGCGUCAACUUAUUUUCUAGUAACUUAGUUAGGCAGAGGUCAAAGUUCCCACCUCUGGGCAUUUUUUAAAACA